GGAAAACGCUACUCUAUUCACUCAGAGGGACAUUGACCAAGGGCUAUUGAUGCUUCAUCCACAUGCCAACCUAACAGGCAUUGAUAUGCUGAAUGACUCCUUCACUUUCUUGCUCAGGGCAGACCAUGUGCAGCCAGCAAUAGGUCAUCUACCCUUCACCAUAGUGUCACCUGACCCCUUAUGUUUGCAAACUUUUACCCCUGAUGUUUCUUUAUUAGUCACUGCAGAUAACCUUGUGACUUUAGGUCUCUCUCAGGAAAAGCCUGUGGUUUCCUCAGGACCCACAGCAAAGACAGAAACUCUAGGGAAGCUGACCCAGACCAGGCAGCAGGAAGCAAGUCCCUGGGGACGACACCCUGGUGAAGAGUCUACUCUGGAUGGCAAGGCUUCUCCAAACAGGGUCAUUUGGCCACCAGACACAACCAGUGCCAGUCCUGGGGCACCCACCCAGCCCAGGGAGAGCAGUUAUCCCCUGAUGGUCAUUGUACCCUUGGCUGUGGUGGUCUUCCUGCUGAUAAUAACUGCAGUGGCCUUGUGUGUCUGGCUGCUGGGACAGAAGGUAGAAAAGACAAAACCUCUUAUCAAGUCCCAGACCAAUCUUGAACCUACAACCCCAAGUCCUAGACCAGAAAGGAGCAUAACUGUUCCCACUGUCACAGUGACACCCCUUCUAAAAAGCUCCAGAAAUCCCCCAGUCAGUCUUUUCAGGGACCCACAAAGUGAGCAAAUGGCUUCUCCAGCCCCUGAGCCAGUGGAGAUAUGUGCUCCUUGCGAGACGUGGAUGAAUCUGGAUCCCAGUAUGGUCAAGUUCUGCCAACAAACCAACCCAACACUGAAGCACAACCAGUAUUGGGUGUAGACCGAAGGCUUUUGUUCCUGAUGGACCACCUACCGUACUGGGAUAGACACUGGGGUACAAAGGCAAAGAAAUGUUGGUUGGAUCAACUGAGAAAAGCCUGGCCCUGCCAGUUAGUCACUCAGUGCUCAGUUAUGGCCCCACAGAUGUGGGCAAGUGUUUACUGUAACUCGUACAACACUCAUCUGAUGGGCUUUCCAUAAUGAGCUCUGUCUGCCUUCUUCUGGACCUGACUCUAAGUAUAAGAUUUUAUCGAUAUUUAAAUCCUUUAUCAAGGUGCUACCAAACAUGCUGGUCCAACUGGAAACAGCAGUAUUAACUUGGGUGCUAAAGUUAAUGGAGGAAGCCUUUGGAUAUUUUCCACUAAGGAUUCACUCUCUCUAAGUGAGUCAGCAAGGAAAUGCAGGAACUGUUUCAGCAAGCAGAAAAGGUAAUUUAUCAAAUCAGC
Callorhinus ursinus (northern fur seal) is the source of this 1304-nucleotide messenger RNA. The record is from RefSeq and is a predicted model, not a curated record. Lineage: Eukaryota; Metazoa; Chordata; Mammalia; Carnivora; Otariidae.